UUGUUUUACUUUGUCCCUUUUCUUUCAUUCAUAUAUGCAACCAAGAGGCGCAUUAAACCGCUUGGUGCUGGCUCACGUCACGAUCAAAAUGUGAAAUCAAAUCCCAGCAAACGCCACCGAGAACGUCUGAAUUCCGAGCUGGAACACCUGGCCAGCCUGCUCCCAUUUGAACAGAAUGUUAUCGUUAAACUGGACAAGCUAUCCAUCCUGCGGUUAGCCGUAUCCUAUCUCCGAAUGAAAUGUUACUUCCAAUGUGAGUUUGUUGCUACUGUUUGA
Molecule: messenger RNA, 276 nt
Organism: Echinostoma caproni
Lineage: Eukaryota; Metazoa; Platyhelminthes; Trematoda; Plagiorchiida; Echinostomatidae
Source: the annotation of a GenBank genome assembly